Molecule: messenger RNA, 1302 nt
Organism: Macroventuria anomochaeta
Lineage: Eukaryota; Fungi; Ascomycota; Dothideomycetes; Pleosporales; Didymellaceae
Product: putative oxidoreductase ucpA
Exons: 2
Coding region: 249-1148 (299 amino acids)
Molecular function (GO): oxidoreductase activity, acting on the CH-OH group of donors, NAD or NADP as acceptor
Source: RefSeq, a predicted model, not a curated record
CUCUGUACCAAGCUGCCUGUUAUUGGCUCAGAGUCGCAAACCAACCGUUCGUGCAGCGUUGUUUGACCGGCACGCUACUGACGCCAGGCUGUAAAGAGUAUGUCGACACUAGACGAUGAGUAAGGCAGCUGACGGUCUACGCAUAUAUAAACGCAUAGAAUCAUUUCAAGGCAGUUGCCUCUGAGUUAAUUCUUCGCCUCAGGAUCUCAAGCAGCGUAGAACAGCUCCUAUCGUAGACUUUUUCCACCAUGUCCAUACCACCCCCAGAAUCAGGCUACGCCUUCGUCGGCCUCUCAAACCUACACAACGACAUCUACCACUCCAUCUCCGCCAAAGAAACUCCCACUCUGCACCAACCUGGCAAGGUUAUCCUCAUAACCGGUGCUGGCCGAGGCAUUGGCCGCGCAAUCGCCCUGCAAUACGCUCACGCGGGCGUCGCCGGUAUCAUCCUGUGUGCUCGUACCAACGACCAAUUGGACGAAGUCGAGUCCAGAAUCAAGGCGAUUAACGCAGAUAUCCGUGUACGCAAGCAGUCUAUCGAUGUGUCUUCGGAUUCUGCUGUUGCUGCACUCGCCAAAGAGGUGGAGAGUGAGGAAGAUCGGUUGGAUGUCCUAGUCAACAAUGCAGGCCACUCCGCAGCUUGGAUCCCGCUCCACGAAUCCAACCCCUCAGAUUGGUGGCGCACGCAAGAAGUCAAUUUCAAAGGCCCGUACCUCUUAACCCAUGCCUUCCUGCCCCUACUGUUAAAAACCGCUGAGAAGACCGGGCAUGUCAAUAUCGUCAACAUGUCGAGCAUGGGCGCGCUUCAGGUAAACGCAAUUGCAUCGUCGUACAACUCGAGUAAACUGGCACUCUGUCGAUUGACGGAACAUACCGAUGUCGGGUACGCAGACAAGGGAGUCAACGUGGUGAGCCUGAAUCCCGGAGGUGUGGUGACAACUUUGGCGAACCAGGAGAUAGAGAUCCUGAAGCCUUACCUGAAUGAUACCCCUGAGUUGUGUGGUGGGUUUGUAGUCUGGUUAACUGCUGAGCCGAGGAAAUGGCUGGGUGGACGGUAUGUGGCUGCGCCGUGGGAUGUUAAUGCCCUGGAGCAGUUGAAGGACGAGAUUGUCAAUGGUGAUAAGCUGAAAGUCAAACUUGUAGUCUGAACAAUCAGCGACGAAGGCUGGUAUAGUAGUUGAGGAUCGAAGUAGGCCAAAUUUCCUACGCUCAGUUACGAUUGAGCAUCCGCUUUGUGUUGCUCUCAAUGGACAGCGCACCCAUUAACCAAACGAAUCAAAACUCCGCGUAUCAUACUCCUUA